CAGCCUUUAUAAUACACAAACAAGUGGUAGCCCAUACUGCUCUGACGGGUAAAAGGAUGACCUAUAUAAGAUAAGCUGGUGACCUUGACACAGCGAAGAUGGAGAAGACAGGCCUCCUACAUGCACCAGCUGUGCUACAGCCAUCCAAAGAGGAGAUACACAAACUCUCCAAUGACUUAAAUCUGAAAUGUACAGCUGAAGAGGAAGAAGCUUUCUAUGACCACUACAAAGGGGUGUUGAAGUCCUACCAGACAGUAUAUGAGCUGCCUGAUCCACAAAUUCCUGUCCAUUACCCACGUCUUCCUGGACACCGGGAACAAUUCGAUAAUGCCUGGUACUGGAGAUGUGACAUAAGAGGAGCGGACACUGGGCUACUAGUCGGUAAGACGGUGGCUAUUAAAGACUCUAUUGCUGUGGCUGGGGUUCCUAUGAUGCAUGGCACCAAGCUACUGGAGGGCUAUACUCCCGAGUUUGACGCCACGGUCGUCACCAGAGUGCUGGACGCUGGUGGACACAUUAUUGGUAAGGCGGCCUGUGACGACAUGUGUCUUAGCGGGGGGUCCUGGUCCUCAUCCACUGGUCCUAUUGUCAACCCAAUGGACCCCACUAAGGAUGCUGGGGGCUCUAGCUCUGGAUGUGUAUCUCUGGUAGCACGAGGGUUAGUGGACAUGGCCAUUGGAGCUGACCAGGGAGGCUCUAUUCGUACCCCGGCCAGUUAUUGUGGUAUCGUCGGGAUGAAGCCGACGUAUGGUUUGAUCCCCUACACUGGGGCUAUGAGCGGGGCAGUGACGAUAGAUCACCUGGGACCAAUGACAAGGACUGUGGAGGACUGUGCCUUACUUCUAGAGGCCAUAGCAGGUUUCGAUGAUGACAAGGACCCGAGACAACGACCGAUCGAAUCCAUACCGCCAUAUUCUAAACUGUUUAGCGAGGACGUGUCGGGAAGGAAAGUGGGAGUUCUCAAGGAAGGCUUCCUAGGAGUGGAUGAUCAUGUCAAUAAAUGUGUUAGAGAUAAGUUGUCAAAACUCUCCGAUGCCGGGGUUGUGCUGAAGGAUGUAUCUAUACCUAUCCACAAUGUAGGGACAGACAUAUUUGUACCAAUCACGGUAGAGGGAUCCCAUGCCUGUGGAGCACUCGGACACGGAACUGGUUACUUAUGGAAGGGUUACUAUCCUGUGUCAUUGCAGGAAGCAAUGGCCAGAGGGUCCACGCUUCGGCCUUAUGACCUCCCGAUCAAUUUAAAGAUGAGAAGAAUUCUCGGUGAAUACAUGAGAAGAAAUUAUCAGAACAAAUUCUACGCCAGAUCACAAAACCUCGUCCCAGUGUUGAAAAAAGCUUACGAUGACGCACUCAAGGAUGUCGAUGUCCUCGUAAUGCCAACACUGUCAAAAACGGCAGGGGACCUACCUACUACUGACAGUUCAGCUCAAGAGAGACUGAAGGCUUGCAUGGAAAUAUCCAAUAAUCUGGCCUCAUUCGACGCUACUGGACACCCGGCGCUGUCCCUAAAUGCUGGUAAUUCUGAACUCACUGGACUUCCGGUCGGGAUACAGGUUGUCGGAAGACUUCACGAUGACCUCGUUGUGCUUCAAAUGGCGUACGCAAUCGAACGAACAUAGAAUAUAAUAUACAAUGUUGAAAAUCCUGGCUACGCCAAUGCGAUUCAUAAACUUUUUCAUAAUGAAAGACAAAACUGGCGAAAAAUUCGUUUAAUAAGUGUAAUUGAUUACAAUAAACGUAAAAACGUG
Molecule: messenger RNA, 1748 nt
Organism: Pecten maximus
Lineage: Eukaryota; Metazoa; Mollusca; Bivalvia; Pectinida; Pectinidae
Product: amidase-like
Exons: 11
Coding region: 99-1619 (506 amino acids)
Molecular function (GO): catalytic activity
Source: RefSeq, a predicted model, not a curated record